Perca fluviatilis (European perch) is the source of this 563-nucleotide messenger RNA. RefSeq names its product sterile alpha motif domain-containing protein 3-like. The transcript is spliced from 5 exons. Gene Ontology annotation, molecular function: protein binding. NCBI's taxonomy places the organism in Eukaryota, Metazoa, Chordata, Actinopteri, Perciformes, Percidae. The coding region runs from base 69 to 545 and encodes 158 amino acids. The record is from RefSeq and is a predicted model, not a curated record.
UGCAACGUUGGACUCGAAAACUUGGAGGAACCGGCUUCAGUUACAAUACGCAGAUAUUUUUUGAGGUUAUGACGGACUUCACAUGUUGGACUUAUGUCCAAGUUUGUCAAUGGUUGAGAGAUAUUGACUUGGGAGAAUUCUGUGAAACAUUUGUGGAACAUGAAAUAGAUGGGGCCACUCUUGCUGCGAUUUCAGAGAGGAUGUCUGAGAGGCUCAUUCCAGUCAUUCGCAAGCAGAGUCUGUUUCUGGCCCAGUUGGAGAAACUUAAAACCAACCAAACGAGCAGAGAGCACCCUCCGAGAAGCAGUGAUGACUCCAGCCAAGCACAGUCCAGUCCUAAUACCUCUUUAGUAUUUCCAACAGUGCUAAGGAUGGCCAUAGACAGAAGAGAUUCUGAUCUGAAGAGUGCAAGUAAAACAAAACUACGGACUCUUUUGAUCCAGACUCUUUUUGACCACCUGAGUAAGAAGUCAAUGUACCCAACUCAUCUUCAGUAUAUUGAACUUCUGUCGAUCUUGAUAAUGGACCAUCCAUUCCUCAGGUAAAGUAUUGGGUCAGGAUAU